ACUAUAAACAUGGAUGAUAAGAGCGAAGGAAUAACACUUCUUUUCCACAAGCUCUGCGAGCUUUCCUUCCUCCAUGAGGCGGCCAAAAGAGAAGAUGCAUAUACGAGAAUUCGAUAUACAAAAGCCAGGAGACUCAAAGUCCAAACUGUGCUGUAUGAAAAAUUGUUUGAUGAACUUCAAGCACCUUGGUCUGUGUCUGAGGAGAAGAAAGACGAUAAUACAAGCUUAAACCCAUAUGAAAAGAUUGCAGUGAUUAUUUUUCAGCUAAGAUUAGCUCGGAAGUUUGAUAGAGCGGACCUUUUGGAGUAUUGCACUUCGAAAUGGAGGGCUAUACUAGGUACUUCAACAGAUUCAGUGGAUAUAAAAAGCCCUAGGGAUUAUAUAAGUGAACCAGAUGCCAUAUUGAGGUUCGUUGUAGCACUGUCUGGCACAGGACCACUACAGCCCUUGCCUGCCCUUGGACACCAGGAGGAACCUCUCGCUAAUAAUAUGCAAUACAAGGAUUUCAAGAGCCAUUUACCAGAAGGUCCACUGUUGAAUACUGAUAGUUUGAAACUGAAAACUGAAGCCCUUCUUGCUGAACACUAUGUCCAGUAUUCCAGUGCUCUUUUUGAGAGGCUUCCCACCAUUGGACAGGAUGUGCUUAACCAGACUACCAGUYUUCAGAUGUUUUCCCAAGUCACUGGUCCUGGACAAGGAAGAAAUAGGUUCUUUGCUCUCCAGGAAGCAGGAGAAGCACCACAUGACAAGGAAACAAGAAAAACAGUGUUUGGAGCAUUAAGCCAUGGUUAUACUGAAGAUAUGCAAGUCAAACUGGGUCUUCCAGAGUUGCCUUCAUCACCACAUCAAAAAACAUUUGGCAUAUCAACUUUGCCAACAGCACAGUCUCCAGAUGAUGAGGGCUUCCAUGAACUGACUGAAUCAUCUAUCACAUCUUCAAGGGCGUCAAGCUCCUCUCCAUCACAGCAGACAAGUGGGGAAGAUAUUUGGGAAGCAGCUUUGGCACUGCCCCCCCAAAAGUUUUAUACAUGGGAAAUGGGAGGAAGGAGAGAUGGGCUUACAGAGUUUCCAUAUAUAUCUGAAGCUGGUCCUGCAGUGUUUGAUGAACUGUAUAACCUGGUGUCUAGACAGCUGUCAUAUCUAGUGAAGACACCCAGCCAUUACACCAUGGUAUCCUUGACAACACUGGUCACCCACUCUCUGGAUGUCCUUAUUGGUGUCCCUUCAGCAACAUACCUUGUCAAUACUGAAUCACUUGGUUUCAUUGUCAGUCCUGAUGUGCGUUUAUCAGGCUGUUCUCCCGAGCUAAUACAGAAUGUACUGAGUAAACUAGCAGUCAUAGGCACUGAUUAUGUACGCUUGGUCAAGUUCAUUCAUAGAGAGAGCCACUCUAGAGGUUUGGUCCUGCAAGCAUUUCUUGGAGGAUUGAGAAACUAUUUGCAGUGUUAUAGAGCUACUGUUCUAAGUGUCAAUGCAUCUACAGUAAACAGCCCAUUCCAGCUUAGCUUUACAUUUCAAAGUCUUGGUAAACAAUUGAGGUUCUUAUCAAACAUGUGCAUGUGCUCGAAGACAACAAGACCACCAACCAGCCCAAAGCAAGGCUUCCCAGCUGGUGUGAAGUUACUUUCUUACUUAUACAAGCUGGCUAUAGACUAUUCAAGUUCAGAGCACUACCCGGUGCUGCUAUCAUUACUCAAGCAUAGUUGUACACCAUACAUUACGUUUGUCCAGCAAUGGGUCUUUCAAGGAAAAUGUAUUGACUUGUAUGGAGAAUUCAUCAUUGAACUAGACGAUCAGUUCCUUGCUUAUCGAGACAAGCAUUUCUGGAGUCAUGGAUUUGUAAUCGCUGAAAAAGACAAGCUCGAAUGUGUUCCCCUCUUCCUCAGUGAACUAGCAAAUGAUAUCUUUGUUUGUGGCAAAUCCAUCAACCUUUUAAAGCUAUGUUGUCCUGAUCAUUUUUUGUGUGAUUCUGGUGUUCUUCCUCCUAAAAUGGAAGUUACAUUUUCCAUGUCUAAACUAAAAGCUAUCGACCAGAAUUGCCGUGUUUAUAUCGAUUCCAUGGAGGCAAUUGCGAAAAAUAUCGAUGAACAAAGAGAAAAGAAGAAAUUAGCCGUAGCAGAAGCUAAAGAGAAGGCACUUUUAGAGGAAAAACAGCGUGCUGAGAAAGCACUAGCUGAUAUCAAUGGAAUGAUCGAGAAAGUAAAGGAAGCUAUUAGCGUAAAGAAGAAAGAAGAUCUACAAAUGCUGAAAAAGCAGAUGGAAGAUGCCAUAAAGCAAAAAGAAGACAUAAAAGAAAGGGAAAUGGAUGAAGACAGAAAAUUCAUGGAAGAAGCGAUGCAUCGUUUUGAUGAAGCAGAUGGAGUUAGGGAAAGGGCAAGACAAGAACUUAUAGAGUACUACCAAAAAUUAACAGAAGAAAUGGAUAGACGCGAGGAACGUGCUCAGUGGACCAUCAAACGACACGAACUGAACAAGACUAGGAUUGAGUUCUUUGCACGAGAAAAGGCUCAACUUGAACAAAUGAUCAAGGAAACCUCAGAAAAAGAGUCAGAAAAUCUUCCUUCUGCUAAAGGGCGGUCAAAGCAAGAUGAAUAUACCACAGUUAAAAGCACUGAUUCGCUAGCUAACAUUAAGGCAAAACACACUGAACGUAUAACACCAUCUACACCUAGUCCAAGCUUGGUAUCCCUUAUCGCCAGUGGUGUCAAAACAGACGCUCUGGUCCAGUCACGGGCAAGAAAAUCUGUGAACCAAURCACUGAUGAUACUUCAGACUCUGGUUUUAUUCCUGGAUCAAAAGUUACUGGUACUGCUUUUCCAGAAAGUAGGGUCAUGAAUGAUGAAGAUGAUGAUGACCACACCCUUAGAUCAGUACCUCCUCUUGAGCAUGAUGACUAUGAUGAAACUAAUACUUCUGAAGCUUCUUCAAGCAUAUCAGCUCCAUCAGGAGCAAGUGGACGAGGGAGAAAGCAAUGGUCUAGUUCUAAAGGUAUUACAUCGAAUGAUGUGAAGGCCGAGAGUAGUACUACGACAUCCAGGCGUACUUGGGAUCCAACAGCUGGGGAGGUGCAUUUAGCAGAGUCACCAUUUCCACAUGGACACCCAUCUGAAUCUUCUAUUCAAUUUGCGAUGUAUGGUGAUAAAAAAUCUGAUUGUACGAAUGGUGAUGCGCCACUAAAUAUUAAAUCUAGUCCUAAUGUUCUUCCUGCUGCUCCAAAUCCUAGUGACUCUAGUUUACAGAGCACUCUAUACCCUGAGUCAAGCCAGGGCGUGRCUACUCCAACGAACACUGCAUCUGUAAUCGCAGAUUCUACAGAAGACAAAGAAGGUGAGAAAACUGCCGAACUGCCCGAAUUAAGCACUCCUUCGAAAGAUAUUGAUCCAGGUAUUCAAGAUUUUCUUCGGAGUCUUUCAACAGACGUCACGAAGCCACCUUCAGUUCGUCACCCUUCUAAUACAGCAUUUCAAAAGUAUACGGACGAGGAACAGAAAGGCCUGGGCAUUAAAAGAGCGACAUCGCCCUUUGGCCACCAUACUCAGUCAACCGCUCAAGAUAUACUCUUUCCUAUCGAAGGAGCCGCUGAUGAGCUACGUGAAAGGUCGCAGUUUGGUCAUCCGGCUGACUCCAGCGCUCAARAUGUGUUAUACAUUACACAGGAAACCCAGUCAACACAUGGGACUCCAAAAUCGAUAUAUGGACACCCCACAGAUUCGAGUGCUCAGAACUUAUUAUACAUUACACAGGAAACCCAGUCAACACGUGGGACUCCAAAAUCGAUAUAUGGACAUCCCACAGACUCCAGCGCUCAGAACUUGUUAUAUGCUCAACAAGAUAGUCUAACGCCAUACGGAACACCUAAAUCUGUUCACGGACAUCCUACAGACUCUACUACACAGGAGGUCUUGUACCGCGGUAAUGAUAUAGCGGCCCCUUCACAUUUACAUCGGUCAGCAUAUGGUCAUCCUUCUGAUUCACAGUUGGUUGAUAACUUUUCGGUUGCGAGUAGGAAUAUCUUGGCACAUACAUCAAGGGGUCACUGGGGCCACCCUUCUGAUAGUAAAGUACAAAAACUACUCGGGGAUAUAUCAACACUUUCGGAUAUUGGACAACAUGGUACUAGGGGUACUCCCCCUGCGAGUGUUGUUCAGGACAUACUUUAUCCAGAAACGACCCGUGGAGCUCCCCCUCCUGAUUCGGCGAAGAGUGUGUUAUAUCCAGGAGAAGGAGACGGUAUUUCAGGGGGGACAAGGACCUCUACUCGUGGACAUGAACCUGCUGUGACAAUUACAAAACUGAUGUAUCCCAAAGAACAAGAGAAAGACAUCGAACCUGAACCAGCGAAGCCUCUACAAUUCGAAGACAUCUGGGUUGCAUCACUGGUUCAACCACUUCAAGACAACUUUGACAUUUUAGACCAACAUCCUACUACAGACCUUUUGAAAAGUGCGCUUGGCCCUUUAAUGCUGGACCAAGAUGACGAUGAUGAUAUUGAUGCUGCGCGGUUGAUGUCAUUACCAGUAUUAAUGCGCCGUUCUGUUACAGCUCCCCUCACCGCACAAAUUUCCCUGGUGAACUCAGCUGUAGUAAAGUACUUUAUGGAGGAACUAGAGCUACAGCAACAAUUUGAAGUGUUUAGGAAAUUCUUAUUCAUGGAGGAUGGUGAAUUUUCUCUCUCUCUUUCGGACCAAAUGUUUGAAAGGUUGUCUACAGGGGUUACCCCGCGUGAAUUUUGCUCACCAACUGUGAUGAAUGGAAUAGUCACCAGGGCCUUACAGCUCUCGGUCUUCGCGAAUAAGACUGGUUACGAACAGCAACUCUCAUUUGCCCUAAAAUCGAUGCCAGACAUGUUUAAUCUAAAUGAUAUUGGCACUCUAGACUUCCUGGAGUUACGCUAUCAUGUUCAGUGGCCAGUAAACGUCGUGAUUACUGAGAAUUCUAUCAUCAAAUACAAUAAAGUGUUUUCGUUUAUGCUGCGACUUAAGAGAGUAGCCUGGGUGCUAAGAGAAAUUUGGUUUCACUUAAAACACAUAGGGUUUUCUCGUCGUGCUGCAGGAUCACCACAACUUAGACAGUUACAGUUAUUCAGGCAUGAAAUGCUUCAUUUUCUGCAAAAUAUCGAUGGAUAUCUGUCAAACCAGAUACUUAACGUAACAUGGGUUGAAUUUCAACAAGAAUUGGCUACAAACGUUCGUAAUCUAGACGACCUUCAUCGCCGACACACAGAAUACCUCAACAAAGCAAUCUUCAGGUCGCUACUCAGCAAGAAAGCCGCACCGGUCAUGAAAAUAAUCAACGAUAUCUUCAGCCUCGUCCUCAAAUUCCGCACACAGUUAAUGUCGUGUCCAUGGCAACAGGAUAGCGCGGGGGGUCACGUGGUCCAUCCUCGCUUUGACGUCAUGUGUGCAACUCAUAGAGCGUUCAAGGAGUAUUCGGGAUUCUUAUUUACAGUCGUGAGUAAGCUGGUUCGCCGUGGGUAUCAGUCUCAUUUACAAGACUUCCUUCUUCGACUCAACUUCAAUGACUUUUACCAGAUGGUAUAACCAACAACAACCAUGGUAUCAUUAUAUAAGUCAAAACGCUAUUGUACCGAGAUCCAUGGCUGUCACCAAGGGGGUUGCAUGGCUAUAUAAUUCUUUAUUCRAGGUUAACGUCAGUUUACUACAUAGUUAAUUAUCCAUUUUCUCUAUUUAACUUUCGGCGUUCUAAGUCYCUUCUUCUUAGUUACUUACAUCUUAUCGCUGCAAUUAUUGUAAUUAUUGUCCUUUGUGCAGUCGUCGAACACCAAAUUCCUAGCUGGCUCCUUGUAACUUGCCACGACAAGUUAAUCUUUGUUAAUCAUUUCCYUUUUCCUUACUAACUCUUACUAACUGUUUCAAAUUGAGCUGAUCCUCUCAGUAUGUGAAGCAACUUAUGGGGCUGCAAAUUGAUUUGAACCCAUGCCCUGGCGAUACCGGCAACUUAUGGAGCCAGGAAUCGCCAGGGCACGGGUUCAAAUCCCGUUCAAGACUCGAGUCCCGUUCGAGUCGUUCAAUUUGCAACUCCAUAAGUUGCUUCACAUACUCCGAGGAUCAGCUCAAUUUGAUACAUUACAACCGCAGUAAAAAUAUAUAUUUCAUAUAUAUUCACAUACACUUACUAACACUGUUGUUAAUGCAGAUCAGUAUUUUAACAGUUUUCGCGAAAUUUAGUCUCCUUUUAUGUAAUUUUCUUGUCAAAUCGCGAAAUUAAAUUCCCGCGAGAAUAAGUAACAAUAAGGUACCUUYCAAAAGGGUUCCUCGUGAAUACUCUCGAGGUUCAGAAGCGAAAUCCGAUGCAUUAGUAAUGAGAAAAACGUAAGUUAACUAGGUAAUGAUUCAGGUAGACGUCUGCUCCGAGAACUAAAAAAAAUUCUCAAAGGUUUCCAUUGAAUGGCUCCUGUGCCUUGGUGGCGCCAUGGCGAGUAGAUUUGCAGACAUGUAAAAUUAAUUGUAAAAUAGCUCUUAAUUUUCGACCCAAAGAAAAAGAAAAAAGAAAAAGAAAAAAAACACGGAUGCUUUUGUU
Actinia tenebrosa (Australian red waratah sea anemone) is the source of this 6541-nucleotide messenger RNA. Its product is annotated as gamma-tubulin complex component 6. The record is from RefSeq and is a predicted model, not a curated record. Gene Ontology annotation, molecular function: microtubule minus-end binding; gamma-tubulin binding. Gene Ontology annotation, cellular component: spindle pole; microtubule organizing center; gamma-tubulin complex. Lineage: Eukaryota; Metazoa; Cnidaria; Anthozoa; Actiniaria; Actiniidae. Gene Ontology annotation, biological process: mitotic cell cycle; cytoplasmic microtubule organization; spindle assembly.